Messenger RNA from Juglans microcarpa x Juglans regia, 1401 nucleotides. RefSeq lists its product as uncharacterized. Bases 192 to 992 code for a protein of 266 amino acids. The record is from RefSeq and is a predicted model, not a curated record. The transcript is spliced from 5 exons. Lineage: Eukaryota; Viridiplantae; Streptophyta; Magnoliopsida; Fagales; Juglandaceae.
CCACACAUUAGACCACCCCUUCAACCCCACUAUAUAUACCCUCCUCCUCUUUCUUUUUCUUUUCCUUUCCACUUCUCUCUCUUUCUCCUCCGCCACCUCUCUCUCUCUCUCGAUUAACUCAUCCUUCUCAGAGGCGCACAGAAACGAUUCCUGCAGUUUUUUUCCACUUCUUUUCUGAACAGAACUAGGAGAUGGCCCGGGACGAGUGGGUGAGCGUGGCCAUAACGGACGAUACGGUUGUGGCUGAGCUCCUCGUGCGGCUCAAGCAGUCUCAAGCGGCGUCAUCUUCUCUUAAGUCUUGGCCUAGAGCGGUGGUCCCGCUCCAGUGGGGACUGAGGCAGCCACGUUCGAGGUCUGUCUCGUUGAGAUGCGAUGCCGUUCUACCGAUAAAAGAAGCUGACUCGACGAGAGGCAGCCCCACCACGCCUCUCUCUUGGAGCGGCGGUGCUUCCCCUUCUGCUACCGCUGACAGCUUCGAAGAGUCCAGCUUCCACGCCAGCUUUUCUCUCGCUGCCUCCAGAUCCAAGGGUGCUGCUACAAGUGAAUCCACCGCUGCCAAGAGUUCAAGACGAAAAAAGACAUUUGUUGAACUUAAAGAGGAGGAGAGUUCUCUGUUGAAGGAAAGAAUAACUUUGAAAAAGGAGUUAGCAACACUACGUUCAACUUUCAAGGAACAGAGAGCCAGAAACGACAGCUUGAAGAGAAUAAAGCUUGAUUCGGUCUUGCAUUCAGCAAAAGAUCUCAAUGCAACUUGUGAUGGACUUGAGAAAACUGUUCAUAAAGAAGCCUACCAGAGAAUAGCCCCCGCUCCUGACCAUACUUCUUUGAGCUUACCGGCAAACACCACAAGUGACGAUAACCUGCAAUCAGAACCUUGUGAGGUAGGGAAGGCUGCUGCCCCGGCAAGGGAUGGCGAUUUCUUGCUGCCUGAUCUAAAUAUGAUGCCAUCCGAGGAAGAUUCAAGUACUGAGACAUUAUAUGGGAUGAGCUGAGGACCUCAUGUUGACGGCUUUUCUUCUCCUCACCAAAGGACCUGGUUCCAUCAGGCUAUCAAAUUCUGUUACACUGUCAUGGCCAAGCACAGAACCUCGUGUAGAUGGACUGUAUAAAAACUUCAGUGGAAGUUACCUAUAAAAAAAAAAAAAAAAAACUUCAGAGAAAGUUGCUGAUGGUAGGAUUCAACUGUUCCAUUCUCUCUUUCUUGAAAUGAGAAAAAAGUCGAAAAUUUCGGGAGAGGGAUAUCAAUAUCCUCAAAUGCAGAAAGUUCUUUCUCUGGAAAUUUGUUGAGGGUAAACCAACCCGUUUUCUCGAUUCUUAAAUCGUGUCAUUCUUUUCUGGUAACACGCUGUUGGACUCACCUGUUGAAGGAAUUCAAAGUCAACACUUGCAUUUUGGGUUUGU